GCGCAACUUUGAGGUCCGCGAACCCCUCCUUUCACCAAAACAGUCCCACAAUCCACCGCGGUCCUCCACAUUUGGAUUCUGUACUCUGUGGUGUCAAACCCAAGAUGGCACUUCACCGGUUAUUCCAGCUGUCCUCCCUGCUGCGCUCUGCCGUGGGUCUGACCCUGCGCAGGAACAUCGGCAUCUCUGCGGUCCUCUUCAACAAGGCUAAGGAGCUCGACCCAGUCCAGAAACUGUUCCUGGACAAGAUCCGGGACUACAACACCAAGAGCAAGAUGUCUGGUGGCGUUGUGGACGCAGGACCUGCGUACCAGAAGAACCUGUCCGAGGAGGUGACCAAACUGCAGAGGCUAUAUGGCGGAGGGGACCUCGCCAAGUUUCCUGAUAUCAAAUUCACAGAGCCCAAGUUCGAUGAAGGAGCCAAGUGAACGCUGUCCAUGUUGUAAAUCUCCUACAUGUCAAAAAUCUGUUGUAUUUAAUAAAAAGAGAGUGGAUUGAA
This is a messenger RNA of Plectropomus leopardus (leopard coralgrouper), 499 nucleotides long. RefSeq names its product ATP synthase peripheral stalk subunit F6 (gene atp5pf). The record is from RefSeq and is a predicted model, not a curated record. Gene Ontology annotation, biological process: proton motive force-driven ATP synthesis. Gene Ontology annotation, molecular function: proton transmembrane transporter activity. Gene Ontology annotation, cellular component: proton-transporting ATP synthase complex. Lineage: Eukaryota; Metazoa; Chordata; Actinopteri; Perciformes; Serranidae.